ACAACAUGAAAAACAUUAAACAACAUGCAGUGGAUGUGACCCUGGAUCCUGAUACAGCACAUCCCAAGCUCAUUCUAUCUGCUGAUGGGAAACAAGUGAAGCAUGGAGACACACGGCAGAAUCUCCCAGACACUCCAAAGAGGUUUAAUUAUAUUGGCAGUGUGUUGGGAGGAGAGGGGUUCUCCUCUGGAAAAUUCUACUACGAGGUUCAGGUUAAGGGGAAGACUGGCUGGGCUAUAGGAGUGGCCAGGGAGUCCAUCAACAGGAAGGGAUCGAUAAAAGCAAGUCCUGAUAAUGGAUACUGGACAAUACGGCUGAGAAAUGGGACUUAUGAGGCUCUAGCUAGGCCUUUUGUUCCCCUCUCCCUGAUUGGGAUACUCCAAAGGGUGGGGGUGUUUGUGGACUAUGAUGCAGGUCUGGUCUCCUUCUAUGAUGCAGAUUGUUGGGAUCAUAUCUACUCUUUUAACAAUGUCUCCUUUACUGGAAAAAUCUAUCCGUAUUUCAGCCCCGUUAUGAAUGAGGGAGGUAAAAAUUCAGUCCCUCUCAUAAUCUCCCCAGUCCAUGUCUGCCCUAUCAAGUAAAUAAUAUGAAAUGUUCAAGUUUAUGCACAAUCAUAAAAGAGUAAAAAGACACACUGGGUUGGGUAAGAUUUUAGUAGUCAUAUUUGCACGUUAUUUGCAUAGGGUACAAUCUGAAUUACAUCUUAAAACUGCAAACUGCAAAACUGCUAAUUUCAGUUUUUUUCCCAAGAGCUGCAGGACAGAUCUUUUAAGAUAUUGUAUCGUGCCUAAUACAUGACUUACU
Engraulis encrasicolus (European anchovy) is the source of this 804-nucleotide messenger RNA. RefSeq names its product E3 ubiquitin-protein ligase TRIM39-like. Lineage: Eukaryota; Metazoa; Chordata; Actinopteri; Clupeiformes; Engraulidae. Gene Ontology annotation, molecular function: protein binding; ubiquitin protein ligase activity. Gene Ontology annotation, cellular component: cytoplasm. Gene Ontology annotation, biological process: protein ubiquitination. The record is from RefSeq and is a predicted model, not a curated record.